Tachysurus vachellii is the source of this 2008-nucleotide messenger RNA. It is a transcript of the gene alg1, whose product is annotated as ALG1 chitobiosyldiphosphodolichol beta-mannosyltransferase. The record is from RefSeq and is a predicted model, not a curated record. The transcript is spliced from 13 exons. Lineage: Eukaryota; Metazoa; Chordata; Actinopteri; Siluriformes; Bagridae. Gene Ontology annotation, molecular function: mannosyltransferase activity. Bases 37 to 1500 code for a protein of 487 amino acids. Gene Ontology annotation, cellular component: endoplasmic reticulum.
ACACACACACACACACACACACAGAGGAACACAACAAUGGCGGAUGCCAAUGCGGCGGUCCUGCUGGUGACCGUGUCGUUGGUCCUGUUGGGGCUGGUGGCCGGUCUCAGCUGGUCCUGGGCGCUGCUGCCGGUCGGCGUCGUCGUGUUUAUUUUCCUCCUGGCGCGCGGCCUGAAGUCGCGCGACGAACUGGCGCACCUGAACGUGUGCGUGCUCGUGCUCGGGGACCUGGGACGCAGCCCGCGCAUGCAGUAUCACGCGCUGUCUCUCAGCAAACACGGAUAUAACGUCACCUUUAUCGGUUUCCUCGGCACCAAACCUCAUCAGGACGUUCUGGAGGACGACCGGAUCGACAUCCUUCCCAUUGUGGAGCAUAAAGGCCUCCCAUUCGGUCCUAAAAUCCUUAGAUACGUCACCAAGGUGAUCUCUCAGUCCCUGCAGCUCCUUUACGUCUUGAUGAAGCUGGACGAUCAGGCGUAUAUUCUUCUACAGAAUCCUCCGGGACUGCCGAGCAUCGCCGUGGUGUGGCUGGCGAGCCGCUUGAUCGGAGCGCAGUUUGUGAUCGACUGGCACAAUUACGGUUACUCCAUCAUGGCGCUGAGUCACGGCGAGAACCAUCCCAUCGUCAAGCUGGCAAAAUGGUAUGAGAAAUUUUUCGGACAUUUCUCCGAUCACAACCUUUGCGUCACAGAUGCGAUGAGGCGAGAUCUUUGGAAAAACUGGAAUAUUCGGGCGUCGACUUUAUACGACAAGCCGCCUUCGAUAUUCCGGGAAACACCUUUGAAGCUUCGUCACGAGCUCUUCAUUCGCAUGGCCAGCGCUUACCCACAAUUCAGAGCGUGUUCUGAAAACAAGGAGAACACGGAGCUGACCGCGUUCACCGAGCGAAACACUAAAACCGGCGAAGUGAAGCUAGCAGCCGGACGUCCUGCUCUUCUGAUCAGCAGCACCAGCUGGACCGAGGACGAAGAUUUCUCCAUUCUUUUAAAGGCACUUGAAGAUUACGAAGGGUUCGUAGAAGCAGGAGAACGUCUCCCGUCGCUCGUCUGCGCCAUCACAGGUAAAGGUCCUCAGAAGGACUAUUAUGAGAAGAUCAUCAACUCGAAAGAGUUCCAUCACGUUAAGAUCUGCACUCCGUGGAUGGAAGCCGAGGAUUAUCCCGUUCUUCUGGGUUCGGCCGACCUCGGCGUCUGCUUGCACAAGUCCUCCAGCGGUCUGGACCUGCCCAUGAAGGUGGUCGACAUGUUCGGGUGCUGUCUUCCUGUCUGCGCCAUACACUUCCGCUGUUUGGACGAGCUGCUGAAGCACGAGGAGAACGGCCUGAUCUUCAAGGACGCGGCCGAGCUGUCGGAGCAGCUGAAGUUGCUGUUCUCAGACUUCCCUAACGACCAGGGGAAGCUGAGCGUCUUCCGAAGGAACCUCAGAGAGAGCGUUCAGCAACGCUGGGAUGAAAACUGGGACCAAAACAUCCUGCCGCUGUUUAAGGAACACUGUGACUGAGCAGUAGCAGAAGUAAUAAUAAUAAUAAUAAUAAUAAUAUGAGGAAGAGGAAGGUGAUGAGGUCGCAGGGAUUCGUACAGGGUAAACAUUUACAUUCUGGGUUGUUGUUUUUUUGUGUCUGUGUCAUUCCAGUAAUUCCAUUGGACGAAACUUGAACAUGAAGCAAAAAAAGCACACUUUGUGUAAAUACGAUGUACAUAAGCACUUUAUUACAUUUUUUUUUUGAGAUUCAGUCAGCAGCGUGCACGUUGAUGAUUUCUAUAGAAGACGUUCUGUCAUACGGGAAAACGUGCGUGACGGGAUUUGUAACGGUGACGUGUUUCAAUCCAGCCUUUUCUGUACGGAGAAGAAAAAAAAAAAAAAAGACAAAGACGAAAAAGAAGCCAUCAAGCAUCAUGUUACUGUUAAUGUUAGCGUUACUGAUACUAUCUUGACGAAUGCCUGUCAGUGUUGUUCAGUAGAUAUCGGUGUUAUUACUGACAUUAAACUCACCCAGUUCCUUCUUGAA